AUGGCAUCAACCAUUUCAUUACAAUCAGGUACAGGCGGUAAUGAUGGUUAUUGUAAUGAUUAUAAAAUAAAUUUAAAAUUAGAUGCAAAAGUGUUACUAGUUACGGCUGAACAUCGUUUAACAAAACAACUUCAUAAUAAUGAAUUUGGCGAUGAAGUUUGUGGAGAAAUGACUGGUGGUCUAUGUACAACGAAAGAUCAAUUGUACGAACUAUUACAAGAUUUAUUAGCUAAUAAAUGUGAAAUAAAAGAAGAUAAAGUUAGACAAACAUUAGUCGCCGAAAUUAGAGAAAAUAAUAAGCUUCAAUUGCGUAUGAAUGUUGUUAUAUCAUUCGGAAAAACUGAGUCACGUAAAUGGGAUGUUAGUAUUCCACUCAACAAAGUUCAAUUCAAUGAUAUUGAACGACUUGAAAGAAUAAUCAAGGAUUUAUGUCAUCGAAUAGAAGAUUUAGAAUAUCGUGUUGUACCAUCUAGUCAAGCAAAAAUUUUAAAAAAUUUUAAAUUUCAAACACCUAUUGCUGGUACGUUCACAUUAUCAGGUAAUAAUGAAACAUGUACAUUACCAUCACAAGCUCAUAGAGAAAUAAGUGUAGACCAACCGUUUAACGAUGUACAUGAUCGUUUUCAGAAAAUUUCAUUUUUAUUUAAUACCGCAUUGGCCGGUAAUGAAUAUAUUGGUAUAAUGCAAGGUUCAUCAACAAAUGGACAAUCAGCUGCUUCAAUGCAAACGGAUAACGCAUGGUUUUUGCGUGCUUAUAAUGGUACUAUAUUUUCAAAACAAUUACAAUAUAAGGCAUAUACACCCUACAUUCCCGCAAAACAAGGUUCAAUCGUAAGCAUUAUAUUAGAUACAGAAAAUAUGUAUUUAGCAUUUGCUGUGGAUAAUGAAUGUGACCGAUGGGCAUUUCGACUACCAAAAACGGUAAAGCCAAGUGAACUAUAUGCAUUAGUUAUUUUAUAUUCUGCGACUGAUACCGUGACCAUUAUACAGAAUGAAUAA
Didymodactylos carnosus is the source of this 999-nucleotide messenger RNA. Lineage: Eukaryota; Metazoa; Rotifera; Eurotatoria; Philodinida; Philodinidae. The record is from the annotation of a GenBank genome assembly.